Messenger RNA from Triticum turgidum subsp. durum (durum wheat), 447 nucleotides. The record is from the annotation of a GenBank genome assembly. Lineage: Eukaryota; Viridiplantae; Streptophyta; Magnoliopsida; Poales; Poaceae.
AUGGGCCCUUGCGGCGGCGGCGGCGGCAACGACAGAAAGAUAGGCAUGGUGGGCGAGGUGACACGCAUUGUCCAGGUCGCCGUCCGCCACUGCCGCGCCGUUGACGCCGUUGGCGUAACGUACAUGCGGAAAGACCGGGAGGAGUCGAACGAGACCGAGCUCUGGGGAGGGAAAGGCGGCAUGACCACGGUGUUCCGUCUGCAGCGGGACGAAUACCUCACGAGCGUGGAAGGCCACUACAGCCACUUCAAUGGCAACGUCGUCAUCAGGUUGCUCAAGUUCGUCAGCAACCUUCGCACCCACGGGCCGUACGGGAACGCGUGCGGCGUGCGGUUCUCGCUCCCAGCGGGCGCCGGCGGCAGGAUCGUCGGCUUCCAUGCGCCGUGUGACGACCAGUACCUCCACGCCAUUGGCACCUACGUCAAGAUGGACGACCGUGCAUCGUGA